Messenger RNA from Coccidioides immitis RS, 802 nucleotides. RefSeq lists its product as uncharacterized. The record is from RefSeq and is a predicted model, not a curated record. NCBI's taxonomy places the organism in Eukaryota, Fungi, Ascomycota, Eurotiomycetes, Onygenales, Onygenaceae. The transcript is spliced from 3 exons. Bases 204 to 707 code for a protein of 167 amino acids.
AGCGAAACGUGCUGUCUUUGUUUCUGUUUUGGUGAUUUCAUUUACUGUUUCGCAGUUCUCAGAGACGAAACAGUGACUCCGCGCGAGAGAUGUGUUGGGAUACAUGUUAAACCAACCUCCCCAGUCACCAAAUUCUUGUCUUGCCACCAAGUUUGAACAUCUUCUAUUAAUGUAAAAUUACGAUCACUUUGACAACGAAAACAAUGCAGCAAGCUCAAUCUACUGAUAAUUGCUACACCGACGAGAGACAGAGGCUAAGUCGUGCUUGGGCUGCACGACAGAGGCUUGCCAUGAGACAAAAGAUGAGAGAGAUGCGAUCAAUGACUGGGCAGGAAGGGCAUCCUCUCGAACAUGAAACGAUGAAAUGCUCCUCAUGUGGCAUCCAGAUAAAAGAUGAUGUGACUCCUUCUGCGACAGCGUGUCGUGUCAGCCUAGCCCCCGAUCAGGUUAUAUUAAUGAUGAACCCAGAUUCCGAGGCCUCCAGCGCACCGGGUAGUGUUUCUACAGAUAGCAGGUCCUCUGGUGGAGCCUCGCCUAUCGCGGUUUACCCCGGACUCUCUUUGGGACGGUCAGGAACUAUUAUCGUAGUGUCGACCUCCUCGGGGGCGUCUAGAGGAGACAGAGCGGCAGCUUUCACGACCGCUUUUUUGCACAAACUAGAUGCAGCCGCACCGGCCGUUAUCAAAGCUCUGGAUGGCUUGAACUAGGUUCUUUUUGUUUAAAAAUGCUUAUAGGCCAAAUCUUAAUUGUCUGAAGCGAAAAUUCUGAAUUUAACAUUAUCGAGCGCAGCGUGUUGAGGGGA